AUGGCGAGGUACAAACCUGGGGUGCUUGUCGCGGGUCAUGGCUGGAGCACACCCCGUCUGGAUGUAGUGUCUCCCGAGGUUCCUGAACACCCCACGAGACCCUCCAUUACUUACAAGAGAGACUGACAUGGCAACUUGCACGUAGCCUCAUAAUACUCACCCAUGAAAAGCGUAGAACAAUAACUUCAGGUUACAGUCCAUCUGAAAAUGGCGUCGGAGUACCUCAGUGGUAUCUUCUCGCUGCAGGGCAAAUCCGCCAUCUUCACAGGCGCGACAGGCGGUCUCGGGUCAGCUCUUGCCUCAGCAUUUGCUCAGGCUGGAGCAUCAAUCAUCUCGAUCGAGCUCGCAGAUGACCCAUUGUCAGCAGACUUGAAGAGUAAAAUUGAGGAUGUGAAAGGCAAAAUCACCCAAGUCCAUUGUGACCUCCGAAACCCCAAGAGUCUUCGGGAUUGUUAUCAGUCGAUAUGGGAAUCUGGAGCAGAACCAGAAAUCCUGGUCAACUGUGCUGGAGUCAUGAAACGCAAUCCGUGUGAAAAUGCAACGGACGACGAACUGGAUUUGUUACUCGACGUUAACGUCAAGUCGGUAUACAUAUCCACACAAGAGUUUGGUCGCAAGCUUUUGUCGCUUAAACGGCCAGGCAAAGUCAUCAACAUUGCCUCGGUCACAUCCUACCAAGCUGGAUUCAACACGAGUGUCUACUCCAGCACCAAAGGCGCCGUUUUGCAGAUGACAAAGGCCUUCAGCACGGAGUGGGCAAGUAAAGGCAUCCAAGUCAACAGCAUUGCGCCAGGGUUCAUGAAGACUCCUAUGACAAGCCAGUAUCAGGACAAUCAGAAAAUGACUGACUACCUGAUGAUGAGAGUGCCAGCGGAAAGAUGGGGUGAGCCGCAGGAUUUAAUACCUGCAGCAUUAUUUCUCGCUGCUCCAGGCAAUACCUUUACCACAGGAGCAUGCAUAAUCGUGGAUGGCGGGUUCUGUGGGAAGUAGGUCACUUUGUACCUCGUAUUAGUAUCAAGCCGGUUCGCUUUGGGACAGCCUCGCAUUUGAGACAUCAAGCCGUCGGUGACCUCACUUCAUAAGCAUGAACCAUCAUGCAGAUUUAUCAGGCUGUAGCAGGGCAUUGAUCAAUAGAAAGAUACUUGACUUGUAAGUCCAUGCCCAGACCAAGAUGAACUUGUGGCAUCUUCGUAGGUAGUUGGGUGAGAAGAGAAAGGAACAAUGUUUGCACGCACAGCCUUGCACGAUACGUG
Molecule: messenger RNA, 1253 nt
Organism: Exophiala viscosa
Lineage: Eukaryota; Fungi; Ascomycota; Eurotiomycetes; Chaetothyriales; Herpotrichiellaceae
Exons: 2
Coding region: 208-990 (260 amino acids)
Molecular function (GO): oxidoreductase activity, acting on the CH-OH group of donors, NAD or NADP as acceptor
Source: RefSeq, a predicted model, not a curated record